AGUGUUGACGAGUGGGACGUGUCGACUUGUUUAAUUGUGUCGAGUAUUUUCUUCCAGCCAAAGUCGCUCCUAAUUGAGCAAGAUGCAGCUCAAGAAUGGCACGAAGUUGCGGCUAUUCAUCUUCAGGCAACAAGGGCUGAUCGGAAUCAUUCAAGGAAUUCUGACCCUCUUAUUGCUCCAGAAGAAAACGAGCGGGAGCGAGACAUGGAUUGCUGCAAUCACCGGGGGCAUGAAUUUCGUCGUCAGUCUCGUCAUUGUGGGACACUUCGGAGUCCAGCUCGAUCCGGCAGAUGUUGUCGAAGAGCAUAACAAAGCGAUGCUCACGAUUGCCGCCGCAGUCGUCGGGAACUUCAUGGCGCUGUGCCUGAUCCUGGAUGGAAAUCGAAGCCCGGAAUUGACAAGGAUCCUCACCUUCCGAGAGGAAGGAGCUCCGCUGCAGGCUUUCGCUGUCUUCUUCUACCUCACUGUGUACGUCACCCUCUUGUUGGUGAUCGGUUUGGCUACGUACUGUCUAAUUAAUGUGUUGGAGGGCGGCGCCAUUUCCGAUGCAGAAGACGCAAAAGGAAAAAAGGAAGCGAACGCCGAGAAUGCAACCGAGGUCCUCGUCAACGGAACGGCGAACGAGAAGGACGGUAUGAGACGGGAGGAUUUCUUCAUUGAGACUAAGAUCCUUGAAGACAAGGAAGACGCUGACCCCGACGAUCGAAACGUGUUCCGCAAGAAGAACUUGAAUAGGAGAACGUCCUCGGUAUCCGAGACGGAGAAGUGUGCUUCAUCCGACCUUUGUCCCACCACCACCUCCCCCACCUCCGCCGCCGUUCUUGUGGACGCGGAGAACCGAUGGGAUUAUUCGAGCGAAUGA
Galendromus occidentalis (western predatory mite) is the source of this 862-nucleotide messenger RNA. RefSeq lists its product as uncharacterized. The transcript has 5 exons. Lineage: Eukaryota; Metazoa; Arthropoda; Arachnida; Mesostigmata; Phytoseiidae. The record is from RefSeq and is a predicted model, not a curated record. The coding region runs from base 83 to 862 and encodes 259 amino acids.